ACCAAGAGCACACACACAGAUAACACAGUUGACGAGGAACGCAUAAGCAUAACAGAGAAGGUGCGUCGCAGUGUACAAGUGUUGCGUCGCGGUGAAACUAUUUAAGUGGAAUAAUUAUUAUAAAUUCAUUUAAAAUUGGUACAUCUACAUUGUUCUAACUCAGUCAAGAUGGAGCGGCGAUUCGUAAACGUUAUUUUGUUAGGAUUUGGCUUUAUGUUUGUCUUUACUGCGUUUCAAACAAUGGGGAAUAUAGAGAAAACGAUCCUCGACAGCAUAUCCCAAGAUGAUCCCUCGUUCACCGGCGACGGCUACACGUCUCUGGCCAUCAUCUACGCCACGCUGGCGGUAUGCAACUGGCUGGCGCCGUCCGCCAUCACGCUCACGGGCCCGCGCGGUGCCAUGAUCAUUGGUGCGCUCACUUACCUGUUCUUCAUAGUGACGUUCAUGUUCCCCCGCACCGCUUUGCUGUACGCGGCGAGCGUGUUGAUCGGUGCGGGCGCGGCCGCCAUAUGGACGGGGCAGGGCAACUACCUCACCGUCAACAGUGAUGCUGAGACCAUCUCCCGCAACUCUGGAGUGUUCUGGGCCAUGCUGCAGUGCAGUUUAUUUUUCGGUAACCUCUUCGUGUUCAUAAAGUUCCAAGGCAAGCAGCACAUCGACCAGGAGACGCGUAACAUGGUGUUCGGCUGUCUAACCGCAGUAUGCGCCCUUGGCAUAGUGUUCCUGCUGUUACUAAGGCCCGCUAAGCGCGCACCAGCUAUUGAAGAUGCCAAGAUUGAAGUUGUGAGCAAUGAGCCCACCAGUCCCUUGGACGCGUUCAAAGGAGCCCUGAGGUUGUUCUGCACGAGAGACAUGCUGUUGCUAAGUGUCACGUUCAUUUAUACUGGCGUGGAACUAUCGUUCUUCAGCGGAGUAUAUAGCCCGAGCAUUGGCUUCACGCUGUCUAUGGGCGAGAACGUGAAGCAGCUGGUCGGGCUGUCUGGAGUCUUCAUCGGCCUGGGAGAGGUGUUGGGUGGAGCUCUCUUCGGCAUCCUCGGCUCCCGCACGACCCGCUGGGGCCGCGACCCCAUCGUAUUCACUGGCUACCUCAUCCACAUCACCAGCUUCUUCCUAAUCUUCAUCAACCUACCCAACGUGGCGCCCUUCGGAGACACCAACGAAACCUCCUACAUCACCCCCUCGCCGCCUCUUGCCAUGCUCUGCAGUUUCCUGUUGGGCUUCGGUGAUGCGUGCUUCAAUACGCAAAUAUACUCCUUAUUGGGAGGGAACUAUGCCGAUAAUAGCACGUCGGCAUUUGCCCUGUUUAAAUUUACUCAGUCGCUGGCGGCCGCAGCGUGCUUCUUCUACUCGUCCCGCGCGCUGCUGUCGGUGCAGCUGGGCGUGCUGGCCGUGCUGGGCACGCUGGGCACGGCCGCCUUCUGCCGCGUGGAGAGCGCGGCGCGCGCGCGGCGCCGCGUCGAGGCGCAGGACCUCGACGAGAAGACGCCCGCCACGCACUCGCUCGCCGACAACGCCUUACAUUACGAUUGAACAGAGAAAACUAACAUCUGACUUAUUGGCAGUAAACAUUGUUACUGAAGAGUUUUAUUGGCAGCGUAUAACGUAUCUGUCUAAAGUGGGUGGGUGGGGUGCCAUUAUAGGGUAAACCUAUAAAUAAUAAAUAGGCAUCAUCACUUUACGUUGUACCGUGGAGUCAACAUUGAAUCGUAACUAAUGUGAUAUUUGUGACGAAACUUUUGUUUGUGUGAGUUUUGUAAUGGUUGCCGAUCACUACUAGCUAUUGACGGUGACAUGAAUAUGUCCAGUUACCUUUUGCUUGACUAAAAAACUAUCAAAUAAAUAUGUUCAAUAUUCGUUCAGAUGAAAUUUCGUUAGUGUUCAGCUAUCGACCACUACAAUUAAGCUGUCUCGAUAUUUUUAUGCAACUACCUACUGUAAACUCGAAUAAAAUGUAAUUGUAGGUAGAAAAGGAAAAUGAAUAAAUUAUUAGAUAAGUAAGUACCUAAUGUAUUUGCUAGCCAGCCUAUGGUAGGCUUAUUCCUGGUGGAUAAAAAAGAUGAGUUUAUAAUAUUGUUAUUCAAAUUGGUUCCAAUAAUAUAACAGUUUUGCAGAUUGUAUAAAAUACUUGAAUGUUUUUGAUAUUAUGUACAGUCAGCUGCAGAGAAAAGGUACCCUACAACCAUACUAAUUUACAGAACUUUGUAUGCAGGGGGGGGUGCCUUUUCUCUGCAGCUUACAUUUAUUUUAUCAGUUUUAUUUUUAAUCACAUUAAUAAUUAAUAGUUUAAAUAUCUUUGUCAUUUGAUAUUUAACAUGCCUCGCAGCAUAUAGAUUGCAUUGGUUGCAAAUCUAUAUCUUGAGUCACUUAACUUCAGACUCGGGUAAAUCCAUCUGUCAGAUUAAGCGAUUUUGAUAUAUUAAGAAAAGGUAAUAGGGUAGAUAUAUGCCGAGAGGGUCGAAGAGAUUUACCCAAGUUUGAAGUUAAGCGACACAGAUAGGUAUUAUAUGCAAUUGGUUAAGUUAACUUCUUUAAUCAUACUUGUUUAUGUAUUAUAUAUAUAAUAUUUUAUAUGCAAAUGCAUUGAUGAAGAAUUUGUCCUUGCCUAUGAUGAAUUAUUCCUGCACCUUUUAUCACAUGCCUCCUUGUCGCACACAACUUCAUAUGUCAAGUCGCGCUUCAUAUUAUGAAGUUGUAGGUACUGGACAAAGCAAGUUAUGAUUAUAUGAAUUGUGAUGUCCUGGUUAUCACAAGAUAUUUGUUAUGUUAAAUAAAAAUAAAAACCAUAUUAUCUAUAGCCAUAUAAAAGAUACACAAAUAAAAGUAGACUUUAUGAUUAUGAGAAUGGAACAUGACAAAAUCUUAUAUUUAAGUAGUUCCAUGUUUCAUAGUAAAACGGUAACAGAAGGUGCUGUCAGAUUAUAAAAAUGAUAUGAUAUUGUAAAUAUGAUAUCUUUGUAAAUAUACCAGGAAGAACAGAAUGUAAAUAAAUCAUGAGAUCAUGACGAAAAUUAUAGGCUACAUAUAAAUAUUGUAAACUGUAUAUAAAUUAUAAUUGAAUGCCAUCAAUUAUCACACAUAUACAAAUACAUACAUACUAUCCUAAAAUAUUAUAGGUUUUUGCCACAAAUGUUAUGUUGACAUGUUUUUUCUUAAAAUAUUAAAAUCUCAAAUUAACUCCAAAUUUCAAUAGUACAUUCCUAUUUUGACAAAUAUUGAAUUUUGUAUUUUUGUUGUCAUGCUUGGUCUGAAAGGAAAGCAUAUAAACCUUUGCCUUUGGUGAUUGAAUUUGUGUAGGCAAAAAUGCAUUUCGGAAAAAAUAAAAGUAUUCCUUUAAAGUUUAAACAUUCCAUUGCUUUGUACUAAUAUGUAAUUAAGAGAAAAUCUAAAUCAAACUAAAUUGGUAAUGUCUAGUCAAUUUUUUUUCCUGGCAUGCUUUACUUGCUGUACUCAAACUUUAUUAAUAGAAAAUAUAACUUAAGAAUAGAUAUUAUCAUAUAAUUAAGGCAAUAAAAUAUAUUAACAAUGAA
Cydia strobilella is the source of this 3527-nucleotide messenger RNA. RefSeq names its product UNC93-like protein MFSD11. Lineage: Eukaryota; Metazoa; Arthropoda; Insecta; Lepidoptera; Tortricidae. The transcript is spliced from 8 exons. Bases 169 to 1530 code for a protein of 453 amino acids. The record is from RefSeq and is a predicted model, not a curated record.